AUGCCAAGCAAGACCCUGAUGGCUGUCGAGGUCAAAGCGUCACGAAGUCGCUCUACCUUUCUCGUGCACGGUGUACUGCGGCGCAUCCCGGGCUACGCCUUCUUUCUGAUUCACUUAUGCUUUGUACACAUCCUGUGGGGCCAAUUGGUGGACCAACUCUUCAACUCGACGAUCACAUUCACGAGUACCAACAUCACCAAAACUGACCUCGUCAAGGAUGCAUUCAUUCGUGUGUGGAACGGGAUUUGUCGGUCUGUAGACCAGACCCUGCUGCACGGACUAGUGGACGUGUUCAAGACCAGUGGUGGUACGGGAACGGCAGGCGCGCUCGCGGCGUCACGGGAAGGCCUUGCCUUCUUGUGGAAGUCACCGUCGAGCAUGGUGCUCUUCUUCGGGCUUGCAUUCAUCUCUCUGAACAGUGUACUUGCUGCGUUGCGGCUCUUCACCGGUUUCCUCAGCAGUCUCACAGCGCUGUGUCGGAGUCGACGGCAGCUGGUGCGGAGCGGCUCGCGGAAGCCGGUACCACUACACAUCACCGUGCGAUAUGGCAACGGAUACGACAGCGUGCUUCGUCUCGCCCUGGCUGCUGUCGAGCUGACCUGGUUCAUGAGCUACCCUGGGCUGAACUCGGCGGCAACCGUGAAGAGCACUGCGGACAAGACGUGGCGCGCGCCUGGGGUGGCGGAGCCGACGUACGCUUCUCUGCGCCAACUGCAGAUACGUCAACAAGCCAUUGCCAGCUUCCAGAUUGAGGCCUCACUGCUUCUCCCUCCGCAGCUGUUCGACUCGACGGCCGACGCCAUUGCAGCUGGCGUGCUUGUGAUCAUUUUUGUGAAGGUGGUACUGGGAGUGAUUGUGGCACUGGAUGCGCAGCGGCUCUUCCACGCACUUGUCGGGGUGCGGCCCCUUUUCAUCCCCAACGGGUGGGAGCGGUGCCCUGUGUGUGGUGCUCUCUGGAAGCGGUCCCGCGAGGCCGCCAACGCGGCCCACCUGUGUCCGAACAUUUUCACUGCCACACCGUUGCUUGCAGGCUGCUCUCUAGGCGCGACAGUGUCGGACUCAGAGGAGGAAGACAUGCGAGAACAAGUCCCUGGCAGGAUGCGGCGGGACGUGAGUGACUGUAGGCGCAUUGGUCUGCCAACAGAGGCAACCCAUCGCCCUGGUGACGCUUUUCCCGACCCGAACAAAACCUCGUUUGCCUCGCUGGCAACGGACAGCUGGGUCAGUCCUCUCCUGAACUUCACUCUGCUCUCCCCCCUCAACACCUUCUCGCCUCCACGCUUGUCCUCCAUCAUCGACGACGGACGUGACCAUUGGCGUGCACUGCUGCGUGUUGUGGACCGACUACCGCGACUGCCACGCUCUCUGUGGACGCGGGACAGGAUCGACGAGCCAGGAUGGGUGCUGUGGCAGCGACGGCACGAGCUUCCUUUUCGCAGAGAAGAGGGGUGGCUGGAGCGCAGUUUUAUGACCAUCACAGGACCUAUCCGCCGCGUCCUGUCGCGUGCCUUCGCAGUCUUCUUCCUCCCUCCCUCUUCGCGAGGAGCAGGUACCCGCCAGGACGAGUUUGGUACGGUCCGGCGUGGCUCUUCGCUUUUUCGAGUGUUUCUGCGCCACCCCAGCGGCCGUCAGUUUGUGUUCACUUGUGUCCCGCUGAAGCUGACGCAUGACCUGCUGUCGCUGCUGGCUCCGCGAGUCGUGAAGUCACUGGUGGCCUUUCUGAAGGAGGUGAGCGUAUCGAACACCAGUGUACGUCAGAGCUACCUUGGUCGCGGCCUUCUAAUUUGUCUGAGUCUCAUUCUGGUUCUGUCGCUUCAAGCUCUCUUUUUCCAGCUGUACCUGACCCAUCUGUACGUCGCAUGCCUCAAGUCCGCCUCUGCACUGAAGACGUUACUGCUGCGGCAGUCUCUGGCAACCCCCUUGGCGUACACUGGCGGCGGCAGAAGGGCCGUGUCACUGCGGACACCGGACCGCCUGCAGUCCUCCCGUCGCCAGAGUGAGAACAACAGGAAAGGGAAAGAGGCGUCGUCCUUGCCGACGGUCAAACCAGCAGCUGAAGAAGUGACCACCACCACCACCACCACCGCCACCGCCACCACCGCCACCGCCUCGCUGUCACGUGAGGGCGAAGUCAUGGCACUUAUCACCGUCGACAUCACCAACUGUUCAGACUGCCUCAUCUUCUUGCACAACGUGUGGGGGCACCCCUUUGUGAUUAUAUCAUCCCUGAUGAGUAUGCACACGUACGUGGGGCUCUUCUCUACGCUCGCCACGUUUGCCGCCCUCAUUGCGCUCAUUCCGCUGAACCGCAGCAGUGCCGCCCGUGUGCGCAUAGCGCAGCAGCAAGCCAAGAACAACGAGUCUCGCCUCAGUGAUCUCACCGCCGCCUUCUCGUCAAUGCGCACAGUGAAGUCCAUGGCACUCGAAGAGUGCCUUGUGGGACGUGUGGAGGAAGCCCGCGUGCGAGAGAGUGAUGGAACGAAGCGCGUUGGACGAGCAGAAAGCGUCGCUGCUGCACAAACAGAGGUGACAACGUUGCUGGUCGCGCUCGUGUGCUGCGGGUCGUACCUUCUCACUGGUGGCGCCAUGGACGCGGCGGUGCUGGUGCCAACGAUGGCAGCGCUGCAGGUGAUGCGGUUCCCUGUCUGGACGCUGCCGCAACUCUAUUCGCAGGUCUCUCGUGGCUACACCUCGAUGCAGCGCAUUGAGCGCUUUCUCUCCGAGCACGAAGUCGGCGAGAACGCCAGCGCCGCCUACGUAGAACAUCUCCUACGUCAGCACAACGGCAAGGGUGCGGCGAGAGAGGUGCUGCCGUCAGUCACCGUACCUGUGAGGGUGGGCGAAGUGCGAUGCGAGCGUGGAACAUUCGCAUGGAACACGCAGGCAGCUGUGGCAGAUCAAAUGGCCUUCGACAGCGCGCUCUGCUACAGCUCCAAGCAAAGCCCCAAGCGUCACCUCCGCUCACCGGGCACCGCGUGCAAGGAAAGUGACCGGAGAGUGGAAGAGGAUACCAAUUCAAGCCCCACGCACAACACGUAUAGAAGUCCGCUGGAUAAUGGCUCUCGCACUGUCGUUCUACACGACAUUGACCUCGACAUCUUGCCUGGUGAGUUUGUCGUGUUGCAUGGCCCCACAGGGUGCGGCAAAAGCGCCCUACUGCUUUCCAUGCUGGGAGAGCUGUACGUUGUACCCAACGACAAUCACGUCGCGAGCGCGAGAAGCACGACAGCAACGCCGUCUGAAACAAGGGUUUUGCCCGAUUGUCAGGGAUUUCAGGUGGGCGGUCGUGUGGUGUACUGUGCCGAGGUGCCAUGGUUGCGCCAGGGGACUAUGCGCGAGAACAUUCGCCUCCUCUCUGACGACGUCCCCGAGAGCGCGACGGAGAGAGAGUGGUACAAUCGCGUGGUCGAAGCCUGCGCCCUCAAGAGUGACAUCGAAGCACUGGCGAAGGGUGAUCGCACCAUGGUGGGCGAGGGGGGCUCGAAGUUGUCGGGGGGGCAACGCGCGCGAGUGGCGCUAGCGCGUGCUGUGUACCGCUACAGCGAGACGGAUGUGUUCAUCUUUGAUGACGUGCUCUCAGCACUCGAUGUUGAGGUGCAGAAGCAUAUCAUUGCGUACCUGUUUCAUGGACUUCUGUGUGCUGCCGGAGAAUCCUCCCCCGCCCCGCAGCGCCGCACCAAAACUGUUGUGCUCGCCACACAUGCUGCAGUGAGCCUACUGAUGCCAAAUCGCGUGUUCCACCUGAGGCCGGAUGGCACACUGCACGAAGACAUGACCCAUCAGGCGCUGACGGAAGACCAAGUCCACCAGCGGAAGAGCGCGUGGCGCAACGCGACGGCGGCGGCGGCGGCGAUGGAGCAACGACGGUCCAUUCACCACCAGGCCGCUGGCGCUGAGGCGGCGGACUCGUCGACGUACCAGAACAAUCCAACCCCUCCGCUGUUCACAAAGCCGAACCAGGUGACAGAAGCAUCACGCAAGUCGUCAGCUAUGUCAUCCGUGCAGACGCCUGCAGCCGGCAUUGACUCCCUUCUCCCACGCGCCUCGGAUCUGCACCGGCUGUUUAUCGAGUACAUCGGCGGCGGUCGGUUCCUAUGUUUCUUUGCGCUGAGUGUGUCCAUGCAGCUCUUCCGGACGCUGAUGGACAACUGGCUGGGUGUGUACAUUUCUCUCUACGAUAAGCGCAAUGCAGCCUACGAGACCAUUUUGCGCAGCACCAAGUCACAGCGAGCGCGCAAAUUUAUGCUCGACAUGCUGUCUCUUGUCGUCCGGCGAGGCGACAAAUCUACGCCGGCCCCAGCACCGCCGUCACCGGUGGUCCACGUCCUCACCAUGUUUGGUGUUCCUGUUCUGUGGCGCAACCCUUUUGUGCUGGACACCGUUGUCGCGCAGUUCCUAGGAACGUACGCCUUCAUUGGCUUCAGCGCCGCGCUGCUGUCGACGAUCCGUACCGACUACUUUUUCCGCUCAUAUCAGCGCAUGGCCGACGCGCUACAACUGCACGCGGUGCGCAAGCUGUUCAAAGCGCCGGUCUCCUACUUCGACCGCAUUCCAUCCAGUCGACUCUUGCAAAUUCUCAGUCGCGAUCAAGAAGUGGUAGAUCGCGCCCUUAGUGAAACGAUUCAGCUCAUCUUUCUGACGAUUCUUCAGCUCCUCGGCAUGGUGUGCUUCAACGCUAUUCACUUCGGCCCUUUCAUCGCCGUGCUUCCGAUAUCCGCGCUUCUCUUCUACCAUCUGACUGUUCGCUUUCUAUCCUUCUCCAAGCAAGUUCGCGCGCUGGAAGGUGUACUGCAGAGUCGAUCAGUUGCCGUUAUGAGGGAUGCCGUGAAUGGGGCGAUCACGAUUCGAGCCUUCGGUUCGGUGUUAAAGGACCAGCUUGUGCAGGAGAUGAACGAGGCACUCGACGCUGUCCACGUCGCCGCCCACGCCGGUCUUACGGCAGAUCGCUGGGUUGCCCUGCGGCUAGAGUUUGUCGCCGUCACCUUAACCUCAGUGCUCGCGCUCCUGUCCGUUCUGACGGUGUGUCUGUCGGCGACGACGUCUGCCGGCAGCGCGGCGUUUGCUGGACUGGGCAUCAUUUCCAGCAUGACCGCGUCGCGCUCUCUGUCAAUGCUGUGCAGGCGCUUCGGCAUGUUUCAAAACCAGUUCGUCAGCGCUGAGCAGCUUCUGCGUCUCGAGGAAGAGGUACCAACGGAUGCACCUGCAGUGGCAGAGGGUCGCAGCGAGGAGGAGGCGUCGGUGUUGGAGCUGCGCGCCGCCUCGGAACCAGACACGAACCUGCUGCUCGAUGUACGCCAUCUGUGCGCGAAGUACCAACCGCAACUUCCGUGGGUGCUGAAAGACAUCUGUUUCACGCUGCACGCGGGCGAGUGUGUAGGCCUGAUUGGCCGCACAGGCAACGGCAAGUCAUCCCUCUUCAACGCGUUGCUUGGACUCAUGGACGUCGUGGAGGGUGAAAUUCGUAUUCCUGGCGCACUUUUUUCGUCGUCGCCACAGCCCAAGGCACAACUCAACGCAUUGCAUCUCCCGCAGCACGAGCUUCGCAAGAACUACUUCCAGCUGGUCUCCCAGGAGCCGCUUCUCCUGCAGGGCACGUAUCGCAGCAACCUCGUACUCGGUUUCCGUGGCGACAGCGCGGCGCCUCGGGAGGCAUCUGGUGAGUCCUGGGUCACAGCUGACGCGGAGGCGCUCGACGCACGUCUGAGCGCGGUGCUGCGGAAAGUGGCACUCGAUGAACUUCUUGAGCCGCCGUACGCUGCGCCGGUCUCGGGACAAUCAGCUGUAACUGGCGCUGACGGUGAGGUUGCGUCGUCAGCGACCCAAGAUGCGGAGGAGUCCGCUUCUGACACCAUCGCAUCACCAAGCGGUACCGUCGACGCGGCCACCCGCGCGCUGGACCACGUCGUCACCGCUGGUGGCACAAACCUUUCCGCCGGACAACGUCAAAUGUUGUGCCUCGCUCGCGCCAUCCUGCACCGGCCACGUGUAGUUCUGCUGGACGAAGUUAGCUCACGGGUGGAUCGGCGCACGGAUGACCUGAUCCAGCGAGUCAUCAAGGAAGAGAUGCUAGGUCGCGAUGGGGAAGGCGAUGACAACGGCAACGCUGUGAAAAGCGGUGUCCUUCUUAUUGCACACCGCCUGGAGACUAUUCUGUCUCUGUGUGAUAGCGUCAUCGUCAUCGAGAAGGGCAGGUGUGUCGCGCACUUGUCAAAAGAGGAGGUGAAGUGCUUGGAAGAUUUGGAGUCGUACCUCUGA
Leishmania braziliensis MHOM/BR/75/M2904 is the source of this 6255-nucleotide messenger RNA. RefSeq names its product ABC transporter-like protein. The transcript has a single exon. Gene Ontology annotation, molecular function: ATP hydrolysis activity; ABC-type transporter activity; ATP binding. Gene Ontology annotation, cellular component: membrane. Gene Ontology annotation, biological process: transmembrane transport. Lineage: Eukaryota; Euglenozoa; Kinetoplastea; Trypanosomatida; Trypanosomatidae. Bases 1 to 6255 code for a protein of 2084 amino acids. The record is from RefSeq and is a predicted model, not a curated record.